AUGACUCGUUUCUUCUGCUGUGGAAGCUACUUCCCAGGCUAUCCUUGCUAUGGAACCAACUUCCACAGGAACUUCAGAGCCACCCCACUGAACUGCGUUGUGCCCUUGGGCUCUCCGAACUGUGGUUAUGGAUGCAAUGGCUACAGCUCCCUGGGCUACAGCUUUGGUGGUAGCAACAUUAGCAGCCUGGGCUCUGGCUACAGUGGAAGCUUUCGCUGGCAGUGGGGCUCUGACUCUGGCUUUGGCUAUAGCACCUACUGAUAGACCAUGGCUUCAGAUGACUACAGGACUCUCGAUCAAUUCUCUGUGCACAGAACACCCUGAAAAACAAUGACUGUCUUCCUGCUUCUAGAUAUGCUUGAGAGAUACA
Messenger RNA from Hippopotamus amphibius kiboko, 370 nucleotides. Its product is annotated as keratin-associated protein 7-1. The record is from RefSeq and is a predicted model, not a curated record. Lineage: Eukaryota; Metazoa; Chordata; Mammalia; Artiodactyla; Hippopotamidae.